AUGCAACCGGAGGACCUCCUUGCAGACCUCCCUGAAGACGCCACCCUGGAGCUGGUGUGGAAAAACAAUGAGCGUCUGAAGGAGUACGUGCUGGUGAGCUCUAAGGAGCUGGAGUACGACGAGGACCCCGGCUCUCUGAGUGAGACGGCCAGAGCGGGACACUUCACCCUGGAGCAGUGCCUCAACCUCUUCACCAGGCCAGAGGUGCUGGCUCCAGAGGAGGCAUGGUACUGUCCAAAGUGCCAGCAGCACCGAGAGGCCUCCAAGCAGCUGCUGCUGUGGCGUCUGCCCAACAUCCUGAUCAUCCAGCUCAAACGCUUCUCCUUCAGGAGCUUCAUCUGGAGGGACAAGAUCAACGACAUGGUGGACUUCCCUGUCAGGAAUCUGGAUCUUAGUAAGUUCUGUAUUGGCCAGAAGGACGAUAUGCAACAACCUCCCAUCUACGACUUGUACGCAGUCAUCAACCACUAUGGAGGAAUGAUCGGAGGUCACUAUACUUCCUACGCCCGCCUGCCCAGUGACAAGAACAGCCAGCGCAGUGAUGUUG
Notothenia coriiceps (black rockcod) is the source of this 547-nucleotide messenger RNA. Its product is annotated as ubiquitin carboxyl-terminal hydrolase 19-like. Gene Ontology annotation, biological process: protein deubiquitination. Gene Ontology annotation, molecular function: cysteine-type deubiquitinase activity. The annotation marks the transcript as partial. Lineage: Eukaryota; Metazoa; Chordata; Actinopteri; Perciformes; Nototheniidae. The record is from RefSeq and is a predicted model, not a curated record. The transcript has 4 exons.